AUCUGCAGGGAGCAAGUGUGGCUGAGCUUCUGUUUUUCUGGGUGAUUUCUGGCAGCGUGUCACGCGCGCACACACACAAGGAGAGCGAGAGAGCGGAUCCAUGCCCGGAAAAUAUUGGCUGUGUCAUCUUUGGAAUGAGUGGCUCAUUUCCACGCAGAUCAUCACUUCUCACGUGCCUUUUAACUAUUGAUAUUUUGAAUCGAUAUUUUUUUGUAGCGUUAAUUGGUGAUUUUUUAUACUCAUGAGCGCACGUGCGUGAGAAUCGCGUAUUUAAAACCCAAAAGAGCCGGAGGAUUAUGGAGAGUGUGUUUUUAUUCCUUCUGCUUUCAGUGUUUGUUCGAGGAUCUCCCGUCUACCGGUAUGCUAACUCCAACAGCCUACAGCCGUAUAUGCCCAAUGUUUGUAUGGAGCAGGAGAUGAUGUUGGUCGCCCAGAGGCAGCCGUGCGUGCAGGCUUUUACGCGCAUGGUCAAAGUGUGGAAGCAAGGCUGCGCCGGGCAGUCGUGGUGUUUAGGAUACGAAAGGAGGACGGCGUACUAUACCGCAUACAGACAAGUGUAUCGGCAGGAUUAUCACACAGUCUACAAGUGCUGUUCCGGAUGGUCUCAACUUAAUGGAGAAGCCGGUUGCCUUUACCCUGUGUGUAGCAAUGGCGUGUGCUUUAACGGGGGCCGGUGUCGAGAGGGAUCUACUCAGCUAUGCGACUGUCCUGCUGGAUUCAACGGGCCCAGCUGCCAGUAUGAUGUAAACGAAUGCGAAGAGACCAAUGGCGGAUGCGAAGCACUGUGCUGCAACACCAUUGGAAGUUUCUACUGUCGCUGUCCUACUGGACUCAAAUUGAACCAAGAUGGCAAAACCUGUCAAGAUAUUGAUGAAUGCCAAGUCCAUAAUGGCGGCUGCCAGCACAGAUGCAUUAACACCAGAGGCUCCUUCUACUGCGAAUGCCAAAUGGGAUCCCGCUUGCAUGUCGAUGGACGCACUUGCCUUCCUGUCCACUCCUGCGCCCUCAGCAACGGUGGCUGUGAACACUACUGCGUCCAGCAGUCUGCCACGCACUUCCAGUGCCGCUGCAAGCCCAACUACGAGCUGACAGAAGACGGCAAGCAUUGCAAAUUGCAGAAUCCCUGCGCCGAACACAAUGGAGGCUGCAUGCAUCGGUGUCGGGCUGACGGCGGUAACGCGCACUGCGACUGCAGGGCGGGCUUCAUUCUGGCCGAAGACGGACGCACAUGUCAAGAUAUUGACGAGUGUCAGACGGAGAAGGCCAGCUGCGCCCACGGCUGCCACAACACGCCGGGCUCCUUCGCCUGCGUUUGUAACGCCGCCUACGAGCUGGGAUCGGACGGAAAACAGUGUUACAGAAUCGAGAUGGAGAUCGUGAACAGCUGCGGGAACAACAAUGGCGGAUGUUCGCAUCACUGCCAGUAUUCCAACAGCGGCCCAGUUUGCACCUGUAACCAAGGUUACCACCUUCAUGAGGACCUUAAAACCUGUGUCGACGUGGACGAGUGUGGCCAACAGAGCUCCUGCUGCCAGCAGAACUGCGCCAACUAUCCCGGAGGCUACGAGUGCUACUGCUCAGCGGGCUACCGCCUCAGCUCGGAUGGAUGCAGCUGUGAUGACAUCAACGAGUGUCUGUCAGCAAACGGUGGUUGUGAUCACACGUGUCAAAACAACGGCGGCUCUUACCAGUGCUUUUGUCGACGAGGAUACCGUUUGGGCGAGGACCGCUUCUCCUGCAUCCUUUUGGACAACGCAGUUGAGACCCUGUACAGUGGAGGCGCCACCGAGCUGCCUUUGAUUCGUCCCCGGCUCACCUUGCUACACGACUACAGUCAACCUCUUGAGCGCUACGAUGACUACGAGGACGAUGAGGGCGAGCUGAGGGCCGAGAGUAAUCUCUCUGAGAAGUUCGUGUGUUUGGACAACACUUUCGGGAAUGACUGCAGUCUGACGUGUGAGGACUGUUCGAAUGGUGGAAAAUGUAAUGCCUGGAAGAACGGCUGCGAUUGUCUCGACGGGUGGACGGGAAUAAUCUGCAACCAGACGUGUCCUGAAAACUAUUUUGGUCAAAACUGCUCCUUCCCCUGUAAGUGCAAGAACGGCGCCAGUUGUGAUCCCAUCACCGGGAGCUGUCGUUGCCCGCUGGGCGUCAGCGGGGAGCUGUGCCAGGACGGCUGUCCGAAGGGCUUCUAUGGCAAACAGUGUCGUAAAAGGUGUAACUGCGCCAAUAACGGACGCUGUCAUCGCACCUAUGGAGCCUGCCUGUGUGACCCCGGACUCUAUGGACGCUUCUGCCACCUCUCUUGUCCAAAGUGGACUUUCGGUGCCGGCUGCUCCGAGGAUUGUCAGUGCAUCCAACACAACACUGCCGAGUGUCAUCGUCGUUUCGGCACGUGUAUUUGCAAACCCGGUUACCGAGGCAAUGCCUGCGAGGAAGAAUGUGGCCCAGGCACGUACGGCAGCGGCUGUGCGAAGAUUUGCGCGUGCCCAACCGGGGUGUCGUGUGACCACGUGAGUGGGGAGUGCCAACAAAAGUGCUCGCCGGGUCAUCAUGGCGACAGAUGCGAACAAAACUGCCCCGAAGGAAGCUUCGGCGCUGGCUGUGUGCAUCCUUGUAAUUGCAGCGGCGCCCCCUGUGACAAAGUAACGGGACAGUGCCAGUGUCCAGCUGGCACUUCUGGGACACGCUGUGACAAGGUGUGUCCAGAUGGUUUUUGGGGUGUGGGCUGUUCAGAAAGCUGCCCCGUUUGUGAGAAUGGCGGCGUCUGUGAUAAAAACAAUGGCUCGUGUAACUGUGCUGCCGGCUUCAUGGGAACAUUGUGCCACAGCUCAUGCCCUAGCGGCCUUUUCGGUCGAGGUUGCCAGAUGAAAUGCGUGUGCGAGAACGACGGCCGCUGUGACGCGGUGAGUGGGCGCUGCACCUGUGCUCCUGGCUGGACUGGCCACAACUGCAAGAAAGCGUGCGACACGGGGCACUGGGGGAUGGACUGCGUGGAGAGCUGCAACUGUAAAAAUGGAGACGGCAGUUGUGAUGCGGUGACAGGCCAGUGCAACUGCGAGGCUGGUUACACCGGGACCCAGUGCCAUGAGAAGUGUCCAGCGGGAAAGUUUGGUCUGGGGUGUCGUCAUCUCUGUCAGUGUGAUAAUCAGGCGCUGUGCGACCACGUGAGUGGCGCUUGCACCUGCCAAAUGGGAUGGACCGGAACCUUCUGCGAAAAGCCGUGUCCUCAGGGCUUUUUUGGACUGGACUGUCAGAAGAAGUGUGCGUGUCAAAAUGGCGGCCGCUGCGAUGCGGUCAGCGGGCUGUGUUUGUGUCCCAGUGGCUGGAUUGGACCAUUCUGCAACCAAACAUGCCCGAGUGGUUUCUAUGGCGAUGGCUGUAAGCUGACCUGUGGUUGCCAUAACGACGGCCUCUGCCACCCGGCCAGCGGGCUGUGCACGUGCACGCCAGGUUGGAGUGGACCCAACUGCACACAAGGAUGCCCGGCGGGGUUCUACGGUGCCGAUUGUCGGCACCGCUGCUUGUGUCAGAACGGAGCCACGUGCGAUACAAACAGCGGAAAGUGUGCCUGUUCCAGCGGCUGGACCGGAACCGCCUGUGAAAUGGAGUGCGUGGAUGGACGCUUCGGGGCCGACUGCCAGCGCGAGUGCGAGUGUGAGAAUGGCGGCCGAUGUGACAGACGGACGGGACGCUGCAGCUGCGCCGGCGGCUGGACGGGGGAACGCUGCCACCAACCGUGUGAGCCGGGCACGUUUGGGCUCGGGUGCGAGGGGAGGUGUCAGUGUGUGCGGGGGGUGUCGUGCCACCACAUCACGGGCGACUGUCAGUGCCCGCCCGGCUGGAGAGGAAAACACUGUGACAAAGCCUGUCUGCCAGGUUCUUUCGGGCCGGGCUGCAUGCGGCGCUGCGACUGUUCUCCAGGCACUUCCUGCCACCACGUGUCGGGAGAGUGCGGCUGCCCCGCCGGACUCACUGGCAACGGCUGCGAGCACACUUGCCUCCCUGGAACGUUUGGCCCGGACUGCAAUGAGGUUUGCGAGUGCUCCCAAACCAACCAACUGUGCCACCCGGUGUCUGGAUCGUGCUACUGCGCCCCGGGCUUCUCCGGACCCAAAUGUGAUCAAACAUGUGGAAUGGGUCGUUAUGGUCCAAACUGCGAGCGGGAGUGCGACUGUGAAAACGGUGCCGUGUGCAUCCCUUCCACCGGUGCCUGCCAAUGUUCGCCAGGUUUUAUCGGCGCUCGUUGCAACAUCACGUGUCCCGACGGCCGCUACGGAGUCGACUGCGCUCAGGUGGCCCUCUGUGCAGUCGGAACCCGGAACCACCCGGUGACUGGUCGCUGCGUGUGUCCGCCGGGAUGGAGAGGAGAGCACUGUACACACAGUUGUCUUCCAGGCUGGUUUGGCUCGGGCUGCAUGAAGCGUUGCAACUGCAGCAACGGGGCCGCGUGCAACCCGGAGACAGGCAGGUGCACGUGCGGUCUGGGAUGGAGCGGACGACACUGCGACGCCGCAUGCCCGGCAGGUACGUUUGGCGCUGACUGUCAGCUGAUGUGCGAGUGCCAAAAUAACAGCACGUGCGACAGAGUGAGCGGCACUUGUCACUGUCCGCCAGGAUACUACGGACAUGCGUGUGAACACGCGUGUCCAUCCGGUCUGUACGGGACGCUGUGUCAGCUGAAGUGCGACUGUGCGGCCGGGGCCUCCUGCCACCCUGCGACCGGUCAGUGCAUUUGUCCAGCCGGGCGUCAAGGCACUCGCUGCCAAAAAGUGUGUGAAGAAGGCACAUACGGGCACGGCUGCGCUCGCUUGUGUGACUGCGAGCGCGAUGCUCCGUGCGAUCCCGUCACAGGAAGAUGUCUCUGCGAGCCCGGAAGAACCGGACCCAGAUGUGACCUCGAAUGCCGAGAGAAUCGCUUCGGUCCCGACUGCACGCAGAGCUGCCAAUGUCAGCACGACGCUCGCUGCAACCCCCGCAAUGGCCGCUGCAGCUGCAUGGACAUGCGGAUCGGAUUCUCUUGUCAGGAAGGAGUACCGCCACAACUCGCUCCGGGGAACAGCACGGGAAGUUCGGAAAACUCGUUAUAGCGCCCCCCUGUGCACGUUUGGUGGCUCACUGGAUGAACAAUUCCAAGAGACUCUGAUGAGAUUCCACUCUGGGACCAGAGCUUUAACAAGUGUUGGCAGGGGGGGGGGGG
Messenger RNA from Hippocampus zosterae (dwarf seahorse), 5200 nucleotides. RefSeq names its product multiple EGF-like-domains 6b (gene megf6b). The record is from RefSeq and is a predicted model, not a curated record. NCBI's taxonomy places the organism in Eukaryota, Metazoa, Chordata, Actinopteri, Syngnathiformes, Syngnathidae. Gene Ontology annotation, molecular function: scavenger receptor activity; calcium ion binding; protein binding. The transcript is spliced from 38 exons. The coding region runs from base 297 to 5090 and encodes 1597 amino acids.